Ipomoea nil (Japanese morning glory) is the source of this 1338-nucleotide messenger RNA. RefSeq names its product F-box/LRR-repeat protein At3g48880-like. The coding region runs from base 90 to 1142 and encodes 350 amino acids. The record is from RefSeq and is a predicted model, not a curated record. Gene Ontology annotation, molecular function: protein binding. Lineage: Eukaryota; Viridiplantae; Streptophyta; Magnoliopsida; Solanales; Convolvulaceae. The transcript is spliced from 4 exons.
UCCUUUUUUAUUGGGCGGAUAGUGAAAAUGGAGCGGAAAGCGAUAGUUGCUUAAUCUUGGAGGGAAAAUCACUGCCGCAGCUCGCUUUCAUGGAGGACAGUGCAAGUGCUGAGAUGAUAGUCGGAGGGAAUGGAGAUGGAGAAGUAGAUAUUGGAAACAAAAGAAAAUUGAGUGAACUGGGUUCUGCUGAGGAGGACCAAAAGAGAUGCAGAGAGGAGGGAGAAAAAUCCAUGUCUCAAAUGCACCUUAAGAAAUGGGAAAAUUUGGAUCUUAAUGUCUUUGGAAAUAUAUUCCGCCACUUCGAUUCGUAUGAGUUGUUUUGGACUCUGUCAUUGGUUUGCACCUCGUGGAGAAUAGCUUGUUGGGAUCACUUAUUUUGGAAUAGCAGUGUGUUCAGCUUGGGGGCCUCGUGCAGAAAAUGUGAUCACUUGAGGAGCGCACUCGGUUCAAAAAAUCAACACAAUCAACUAGGGGUCAAAAUGAUGAUCAUGUUGAAGAGUAUAAUGGAGGGCAGUGACGCUCAUGGAAGACCCUUAGAAAGGUGGAGGAACUCAAUUAUCAAAUUCUGUGUUCCUCGUAAUUUAAAUAUCUCAGACGUGCACUUGCUCUAUGUUGCUGAGAGGACACCUAAUCUCAUAGAUCUUGAACUCCUUGGCUCUUCAAAGAUAACAUCAACAGGAUUUGCAAAGGCAAUCAGCAACUGGAAGUGCCUUCAGAGGAUAAACCUUGGUGAGUUUUACUGGAGAGAUUUCCACCAUUUUAUAAGAGCAAUAAACCGAAGUUGCCCACAGCUUAAAGUACUUUGCAUAUCCAAAGAAGGAUUCAAUUUCAACUUUGGUAAAUCCUCAGUCAUGACCCUUUAUUUGAAGGGAUUGCCGUUGGAGCGGCUCAUUUUCCGGAGGGCUCAUUUGGACCCAUAUGGUAUACAUGGAAUCUCUCCUCGACACUUCCCACAGAUAUCAAUGGAGUUCGAUGAUUGCUUUUUUAAAUGUUCUUACGAGACAACUGAAAUUACCUUUCGUCUGUCAUUUGAUUUGCGCAGGGGGAAAGAAUCUUCAGAAUGGGUUGUAGUUAAUAGCAAGCCUGCCACCAUGCGAUCUAAUAUUGCAAAAUGGUUGGCUUCAGCAAAAGCUUCCUUCUGAUUCAAUUAAUUUGCCAGCAUAGUUAAGGGAAUUUAUUUGUUAUGCCUAUGCUCUUGGCAAGGAAGAUAGUUCUGGGUUCAAUUGAACAUUUUUCAUGAUGUCUUUUACACCGUAAUAUAUAUUCAUGCUACUUCCCCUUUUGUAUAUAUUCACUUCUCAUUUUCUGAGAAUAAACUAUUCCAUGCACUUCAAGCCC